UUGAACACUCUGGCACACUGGCACCAUCGCAUUUGAGGCCGUGCUGCGGGUACGGCCCUACACCCGAAGCCACAUUGAUCGAUGUCCAUAUUGUCCAAGAGAUGUGCUCUCUUGCUGCUAGCAGAUGCAGUACUUCUCGCCAACCUUGCCAUUGGGUUCAAAUUGAACCUGGACACCAGGCCAGCUACAGCACCGCUAACGAGACGAUGCACGAUGGACAGCAUCUCGUUCAGAACGGAGGUUCACAUCCCCACGUGGCCGCAGCAUUCUCAACUGGGCUAUGCAGACUCUUUCUUGCUACUGGGGUCAUGCUUUAGCGAUAACAUUGGAACGCGGCUGUCCAACGCGAAGUUCCAAACUUCGAUCAACCCCUCGCAUGGACUCCUUUUCAGCCCGCUGUCGGCAGCAGCGGCCUUGGACAGGAUGGUGUCCGGAGUUCCCUACGAGGAGGAUGCCGAAGGGGUGCUAGUGUUCAGCGAGGGCAAGGGGUUGUGGUCUAGCCUGGAGCAUCACAGCUGUUUCUCGUCGACUUCGAGGAAGGACUGCCUACGCGGGAUGAACGCGGCCUUGGCAAAGGGUCGAGAAGACCUCCUGUCGGCUAGCUGUAUCUUCAUCACUCUCGGAACGGCGUGGGUUUUCCGGCAUCGCGAGUCAGGCAAAGAUGUCGCCAACUGCCACAAGCUCCCCGGGUAUCAAUUCGACCGUCGUAUCGUCUCCGUGGACGAGAUCGCCCAGGCCCUGCACCGCGCGCUGUCCAACAUGCUUCGCGCAAACCCGAACGCGCGCGUGUUGCUAACAGUAAGCCCGGUGCGCCACUGGCGAGACGGGGCGGUCGAGAACAGCAGGAGCAAGGCGCAUCUGUUGGCCGGAGCGCACGCCGCGAUCGAUUCGUUGCGUGCGGCAGGCGUCGGGGAAGGGGAAGGGGACGGAGGCCCCGGACGAGUCGCCUACUUCCCGAGCUACGAGAUCGUCAAUGAUGAUUUGAGGGAUUACCGGUUCUUCGAGUCGGAUAUGAUCCACCCCAGCGGCGUGGCAGUGGACUACAUCUGGGACAAGCUCACGGGGGCGAUGUUUUCGGACGAUGCCAUGCGGACCAUGCAGGAGGUCCAGAAGGUCGUGCAGGGGACGGAGCACCGACCCUUCAAUCCCAAGAGCGAUGCUCACCAGAAGUUUCUGAGAAAGCAGCUCCUUAAGGUUGACAACCUUGAGCGAAGGUACCCGGGCUUGAAGCUCGACGACGAGCGAGGAUUUUUUCAGGCCCAAGUUCUGGAGCCCGUGGCAGCUUCUGCACAUUGA
Molecule: messenger RNA, 1296 nt
Organism: Ectocarpus siliculosus
Lineage: Eukaryota; Phaeophyceae; Ectocarpales; Ectocarpaceae
Source: the annotation of a GenBank genome assembly